This is a messenger RNA of Closterium sp. NIES-65, 7425 nucleotides long. NCBI's taxonomy places the organism in Eukaryota, Viridiplantae, Streptophyta, Zygnematophyceae, Desmidiales, Closteriaceae. The record is from the annotation of a GenBank genome assembly.
AUGGACGUGGUCGUGGACGUGGUCGUGGACCUUGACGUGGACGUGGACGUGGACGUGGACGUGGUCGUGGACGUGGACGUGGACGUGGUCGUGGACGUGGACGUGGACGUGGACGUGGACGUGGACGUGGUCGUAGACGGGGACGUGGACGUGGACGUGGACGUGGUCGUGGACGUGGACGUGGACGUGGACGUGGAGGUGGAGGUAGACGUGGACGUGGACGUGGACGUGGACGUGGACGUGGACGUGGACAUGAAAGUGGACGUGGACGUGGACGUGGACGUGGACGUGGACGUGGACGUGGACAUGGACGUGGACGUGGACGUGGAUGUGGACAUGGACGUGGACAUGGACGUGGACAUGGAUGUUGACGUGGACAUGGACGUGGACGUGGACGUGGACGUAGACAUGGACAUGGACGUGGACGUGGACGUGGACGUGGACAUGGACGUGGACGUGGACAUGGACGUGGAAGUGGACGUGGACGACGUGGACCUGGACGUGGACGUGGACGUGGAGAUGGAGGUGGACGUGGACGUGGACGUGGACGUGGUCGUGGACGUGGACGUGGACGUGGAGGUGGACGUGGACGUGGACGUGGACGUGGACGCGGACGUGGACGUGGUCGUGGACGUGGACGUGGACGCGGACGUGGACGUGGUCGUGGACGUGGUCGUGGACGCGGACGUGGACGCGGACGUGGACGUGGACGUGGUCGUGGACGUGGAGGACGUGGACAUGGACGUGGACGUGGACGUGGAGAUGGACGUGGACGUGGAGAUGGACGUGGACGUGGACGUGGACGUGGUCGUGGACGUGGACGUGGAGGUGGACGUGGAGAUGGACGUGGACGUGGACGUGGACGUGGACGUGGUCGUGGACGUGGACGUGGACGUGGACGCGGACGUGGACGUGGUCGUGGACGUGGACGUGGACGUGGACGUGGUCGUGGACGUGGAGGACGUGGACAUGGACGCGGACGUGGACGUGGAGAUGGACGUGGACGUGGAGAUGGACGUGGACGUGGUCGUGGACGUGGACGUGGACGUGGAGGUGGACGUGGAGAUGGACGUGGACGUGGACGUGGACGUGGACGUGGUCGUGGACGUGGACGUGGACGUGGACGUGGACGCGAACGUGGACGUGGUCGUGGACGUGGACGCGGACGUGGACGUGGACGUGGACGUGGACGUGGUCGUGGACGUGGAGGACGUGGACAUGGACGUGGACGUGGACGUGGAGAUGGACGUGGACGUGGAGAUGGACGUGGACGUGGACGUGGACGUGGUCGUGGACGUGGACGUGGACGUGGAGGUGGACGUGGAGAUGGACGUGGACGUGGACGUGGACGUGGACGUGGUCGUGGACGUGGACGUGGACGUGGACCUGGACAUGGACGUGGACCUGGACCUGGACGUGGACGUGGUCGUGGACGUGGACGUGGACGUGGACGUGGACGUGGACAUGGACGUGGACGUGGACGUGGACGUGGACGUGGACGUGGACGUGGUCGUGGACGAGGUCGUGGACGUGGACGUGGACGUGGACGUGGACAUAGACGUGGACGUGGACGUGGACGUGGAUGUGGACCUGGACGUGGACGUGGACGUGGUCGUGGACGUGGACGUGGACGUGGACGUGGACGUGGACAUUGACGUGGACGUGGUCGUGGACGUGGUCGUGGUCCUGGACGUGGACGUGGACGUGGACGUGGACGUGGACCUGGAGGUGGACGUGGACGUGGACGUGGACGUGGUCGUGGACGUGGACGUGGACGUGGACGUGGACUUGGACGUGGACGUGGACAUGGACGUGGACGUGGACGUGGAAGUGGACGUGGACGUGGACGUGGACGUGGACGUGGACAUGGACGUGGACGUGGACGUGGACGUGGACCUGGACGUGGACGGGGACGUGGACGUUGUCGUGGACGUGGUCGUGGACCUUGACGUGGACGUGGACGUGGACGUGGACGUCGUCGUGGACGUGGACGUGGACGUGGACGUGGACGUGGUCGUGGACGUGGACGUGGACGUGGACGUGGACGUGGACCUGGACGUGGACGGGGACGUGGACGUGGACGUGGACGUGGACGUGGACGUGGACCUGGACGUUGACGGGGACGUGGACGUGGUCGUGGACGUGGUCGUGGACCUUGACGUGGACGUGGACGUGGACGUGGACGUGGACGGGGACGUGGACGUGGUCGUGGACAUGGACGUGGACCUGGACGUGGACGGGGACGUGGACGUGGACGUGGACGUGGACCUGGACGUUGACGGGGACGUGGACGUGGUCGUGGACGUGGUCGUGGACCUUGACGUGGACGUGGACGUGGACGUGGACGUGGACGUGGACGGGGACGUGGACGUGGACGUGGACCUGGACGUGGACGGGGACGUGGACGUUGUCGUGGACGUGGUCGUGGACCUUGACGUGGACGUGGACGUGGACGUGGACGUGGUCGUGGACGUGGACGUGGACGUGGACGUGGACGUGGACGGGGACGUGGACGUGGUCGUGGACGUGGACGUGGACCUGGACGUGGACGUGGACGUGGACCUGGACGUGGACGGGGACGUGGACGUGGACGUGGACGUGGACGUGGACCUGGACGUGGACGGGGACGUGGACGUGGUCGUGGACGUGGUCGUGGACCUUGACGUGGACGUGGACGUGGACGUGGACGUGGUCGUGGACGUGGACGUGGACGUGGACGUGGUCGUGGACGUGGACGUGGACGUGGACGUGGACGUGGUCGUAGACGGGGACGUGGACGUGGACGUGGACGUGGUCGUGGACGUGGACGUGGACGUGGACGUGGACGUGGUCGUGGACGUGGACGUGGACGUGGACGUAGAUGUGGACCUGGACGUGGACGUGGACGUGGUCGUGGACGUGGACGUGGACGUGGACGUGGACAUUGACGUGGACGUGGUCGUGGACGUGGUCGUGGUCGUGGACGUGGACGUGGACGUGGACCUGGAGGUGGACGUGGACGUGGACGUGGACGUGGUCGUGGACGUGGACGUGGACGUGGACGUGGACUUGGACGUGGACGUGGACGUGGACUUGGACGUGGACGUGGACGUGGACGUGGACGUGGACGUGGACGUGGUCGUGGACAUGGACGUGGACCUGGACGUGGACGUGGAGGUGGACGUGGACGUGGACUUGGACGUGGACGUGGACGUGGAGAUGGACGUGGAUGUGGACGUGGACGUGGACGUGGACAUGGACGUGGACGUGGACGUGGACGUGGACAUGGACGUGGACGUGGACAUGGACAUGGACGUGAACAUGGACAUGGACGUGGACAUGGACGUGGACGUGGACGUGUACAUGGACGUGGACGUGGACAUGGACGUGGACAUGGAUGUUGACAUGGACGUGGUCGUGGACGUGGACGUGGACGUGGACGUGGACAUGGACGUGGUCGUGGACGUGGACGUGGACCUGGACAUGGACGUGGACGUGGACCUGGACGUGGACGUGGACGUGGUCGUGGACGUGGACGUGGACGUGGACGUGGACGUGGACGUGGACAUGGACGUGGACGUGGACGUGGACGUGGACGUGGACCUGGACGUGGACGUGGACGUGGACGUGGACGUGGACGUGGUCGUGGACGUGGACGUGGACGUGGACAAGGACGUGGACCUGGUCGUGGACGUGGACGUGGACGUGGACGUGGACGUGGACGUGGACGUGGACCUGGACGUGGUCGUGGACGUGGACGUGGACGUGGACGUGAACGUGGACGUGGACGUGGACGUGGACGUGGACAUGGACGUGGACGUGGACGUGGACGUAGACGUGGUCGUGGACGUGGACGUGGACGUGGACAUGGACGUGGACGUGGACGUGGACGUGGACGUGGACCUGGUCGUGGACGUGGACGUGGAUGUGGACGUGGACGUGGACGUCGACAUGGACGUGGACGUGGACGUGGACGUGGACGUGGACGUGGACAUGGACGUGGACGUGGACGUGGACCUGGACGUGGACGUGGACGUGGACGUGGACGUGGACGUGGACGUGGACAUAGACGUGGACGUGGACGUGGACGUGGAGGUGGACGUGGAGGUGGAGGUGGACGUGGACGUGGACGUGGACGUGGACGUGGACGAGGACGUAGACGUGGACGUGGACGAGGACGUGGACAUGGACGAGGAUUUGGACGUGGACGUGGACGUGGACGUGGACGUGGACGUGGACGUGGACGUGAACGUGGACGUGGACGUGGACGUGGACAUGGACGUGGACGUGGACGUGGACGUGGACGUGGACGUGGACGUGGACGUGGACGUGGACGUGGACAUGGUCGUGGACGUGGACGUGGACGAGGACAUGGACGUAGAGGUGGACGUGGACGUGGACGUGGACGUGGACGUGGAGGUGGAGGUGGACGUGGACGUGGACGUGGACGUGGACGUGGACAUAGAAGUGGACGUGGACGUGGACGUGGACGUGGACGUGGACGUGGACAUGGACGUGGACGUGGACGUGGAUGUGGACAUGGACGUGGACAUGGACGUGGACAUGGACGUUGACGUGGACAUGGACGUGGACGUGGACGUUGACGUGGACAUUGACGUGGACGUGGACGUGGACGUGGACAUGGUCGUGGACGUAGACGUGGACGUGGACGUGGACGUGGACGUGGACAUGGACGUGGACAUGGACAUGGACGUGGAAGUGGACGUGGACAUGGACGUGGACGUGGACAUGGACGUGGACGUGGACGUGGACGACGUGGACCUGGACGUGGACGUGGACGUGGAGAUGGAGGUGGACGUGGACGUGGACGUGGACGUGGUCGUGGACGUGGACGUGGACGUGGAGGUGGACGUGGACGUGGACGUGGACGUGGACGUGGACGCGGACGUGGACGUGGUCGUGGACGUGGACGUGGACGCGGACGUGGACGUGGUCGUGGACGUGGUCGUGGACGCGGACGUGGACGCGGACGUGGACGUGGUCGUGGACGUGGAGGACGUGGACAUGGACGUGGACAUGGACGUGGAGAUGGACGUGGACGUGGAGAUGGACGUGGACGUGGACGUGGUCGUGGACGUGGACGUGGAGGUGGACGUGGAGAUGGACGUGGACGUGGACGUGGACGUGGUCGUGGACGUAGACGUGGACGUGGACGCGGACGUGGACGUGGUCGUGGACGUGGACGUGGACGUGGACGUGGUCGUGGACGUGGAGGACGUGGACAUGGACGCGGACGUGGACGUGGAGAUGGACGUGGACGUGGAGAUGGACGUGGACGUGGACGUGGUCGUGGACGUGGACGUGGACGUGGAGGUGGACGUGGAGAUGGACGUGGACGUGGACGUGGACGUGGUCGUGGACGUGGACGUGGACGUGGACGUGGACGCGAACGUGGACGUGGUCGUGGACGUGGACGCGGACGUGGACGUGGACGUGGACGUGGUCGUGGACGUGGAGGACGUGGACAUGGACGUGGACGUGGACGUGGAGAUGGACGUGGACGUGGAGAUGGACGUGGACGUGGACGUGGACGUGGUCGUGGACGUGGACGUGGACGUGGAGGUGGACGUGGAGAUGGACGUGGACGUGGACGUGGACGUGGACGUGGUCGUGGACGUGGACGUGGACGUGGACCUGGACAUGGACGUGGACCUGGACCUGGACGUGGACGUGGACGUGGUCGUGGACGUGGACGUGGACGUGGACGUGGACAUGGUCGUGGACGUGGACGUGGACGUGGACGUGGACGUGGACGUGGACGUGGUCGUGGACGUGGACGUGGACGUGGACGUGGACGUGGACAAGGACGUGGACCUGGUCGUGGACGUGGACGUGGAGGUGGACGUGGACGUGGACGUGGACGUGGACAUGGACGUGGACGUGGACGUGGACGUGGACGUGGACGUGGAGGACUUGGACGUGGACAUGGCCGUGGACGUGGACAUGGACAUGGCCGUGGACGUGGGCUUGGACGUGGACGUGGACAUGGACGUGGACGUGGACGUGGACGUGGACGUGGACAUGGACGUGGACAUGGUCGUGGACGUGGACGUGGACGUGGACGUGGACGUGGACGUGGACGUGGACGUGGACGUGGAGGUGGACGUGGACGUGGACGUGGAGGUGGAGGUGGACGUGGAGGUGGACGUGGACGUGGACGUGGACCUGGUCGUGGACGUGGACGUGGACGUGGACGUAGACGUGGACGUGGACGUGGACGUGGUCGUGGACGUGGACGUGGACGUGGACCUGGACGUGGACGUGGACGUGGACCUGGACGUGGACGUGGACGUGGUCGUGGACGUGGACGUGGACGUGGACGUGGACGUGGACUUGGACGUGGAGGUGGACGUGGACGUGGACGUGGACGUGAACGUGGACGUGGACGUGGACCUGGACGUGGACGUGGACGUGGACGUGGACGUGGUCGUGGACGUGGACGUGGACAAGGACGUGGACCUGGUCGUGGACGUGAACGUGGACGUGGACGUGGACGUGAACGUGGACAUGGACGUGGACAUGGACGUGGUCGUGGACGUGGACGUGGACGUGGACGUGGACCAGGACGUGGACGUGGACGUGGACGUGGACGUGGACGUGGACGUGGACAUGGACGUGGACGUGGACGUGGACGUGGACGUGGACGUGGUCGUGGACGUGGACGUGGACAUGGACGUGGACGUAGACGUGGACGUGGACAAGGACGUGGACCUGGUCGUAGACGUGGACGUGGAUGUGGACGUGGACGUGGACGUGGACAUGGACGUGGACGUGGACGUGGACGUGGAGGACUUGGACGUGGACAUGGCCGUGGACGUGGACCUGGACAUGACCGUGGACGUGGACAUGGACGUGGACAUGGACGUGGACGCGGACGUGGACGUGGACAUGGGCGGGACAUGGUCGUGGAUGUGGUCGUGGACGUGGUCGUGGACGUGGACGUGGACGUGGACAUGGACAUGGACGUGGACGUGGACGUGGACGUGGACAUGGUCGUGGACGUGGACGUGGAUGUGGACGUGGACGUGGACGUGGACGUGGAGGUGGACGUGGACGUGGACGUGGAGGUGGAGGUGGAGGUGGAGGUGGAGGUGGACGUGGACAUGCUCGUGGACGUGGACGUGGACGUGGACGUGGACGUGGACGUGGACGUGGACAUGGACGUGGACGUGGACGUGGACGUGGACGUGGACGUGGUCGUGGACGUGGACGUGGACAUUGACGUGGACGUGGUCGUGGACGUGGACGUGGACGUGGACGUGGACAUGGACGUGGAUGGCACGUGGACGUGGACGUGGACGUGGACGAGGACGUGGACGUGGCCGUGGACGUGGUCAUGGACGUGGUCGUGGACGUGGACGUGGACGUGGACGUGGACGUGGACGUAGACGUGGACGCGGACGUGGACGUGGACGUGGACGUUGA